This is a messenger RNA of Bemisia tabaci, 3168 nucleotides long. RefSeq names its product Thioredoxin reductase 1 (gene Trxr1). Gene Ontology annotation, biological process: glutathione metabolic process; cellular response to oxidative stress; cell redox homeostasis. NCBI's taxonomy places the organism in Eukaryota, Metazoa, Arthropoda, Insecta, Hemiptera, Aleyrodidae. Gene Ontology annotation, cellular component: cytosol; mitochondrion. Gene Ontology annotation, molecular function: glutathione-disulfide reductase (NADPH) activity; thioredoxin-disulfide reductase (NADPH) activity; flavin adenine dinucleotide binding. The record is from RefSeq and is a predicted model, not a curated record.
CAAUCACCGUAACUUUUCAUUACAUAAUUAAUUCCGGGAAUGUUUAUGCCUUUUUCAAAGUAAUUUUUGUGAAAUCCAUCAUAAUUCUAGUCAAGAUGUAUUCGUGAUACAUUUGUGCCAGUUUUCAAUCAAGGCCAAAAGUUCUGUUAUCAGAAUGUCAUUCCUGGCCACUUGCAGGGGACAUGCUUUCAGAGUAUUGAAACAAACCGAUUUCAAUUUGGAUAGAUAUGCCAAUUUGCUGAAGUUUAACAUGUCGGCGGUUUAUUUUUCUUCAUGUCCAACUAAAGGGUCUUACGAAUAUGAUCUAGUUGUGAUCGGAGGUGGCUCUGGUGGCCUUGCAGCCGCUAAGGAAGCCGUGAGCUAUGGCAAAAAAGUAGCCGUGCUAGAUUUCGUAAUCCCAUCACCCAGGGGAACAACGUGGGGAAUCGGUGGCACCUGUGUAAAUGUAGGAUGCAUACCGAAGAAAUUGAUGCACCAAGCUGCAUUACUAGGAGAAGCCAUUCAUGAUGCUAAAGCUUACGGAUGGCAGAUACCUGAUCCAGAAGCCAUCAAAAUAGACUGGGAAGCCAUUAAAACGGCUGUACAAAAUCAUGUUAAAUCUGUAAAUUGGGUAACCCGUGUAAUGUUAAGAGACAAAAAAGUAGAAUAUAUCAAUGGUCUAGGUCAGUUCAAGGAUCCAAACACAGUUGUUGCAAAGCUGAAAAAUGGAACGGAACGUGUUUUAACUACAUCACAUGUUAUCAUUGCUGUUGGUGGUCGGCCCAAUUAUCCUAAUAUUCCUGGCGCAAAAGAGUACUGUAUCACCAGUGAUGACAUCUUCUCACACCCCACCCCACCUGGAGACACUUUGAUUGUCGGUGCUGGAUAUAUUGGUUUAGAAUGUGCCGGAUUCCUGAAAGGAUUUGGCUACAACGCAACUGUGAUGGUUAGGUCAGUUGUUUUAAGAGGUUUUGACACACAAAUGGCAGACCUCAUCACUGAAGAAUUGAAGGACAAGGGAGUCGAAUUUUUAAUGAAAUGUGUUCCCCUGGAAGUGAAAAAAUUAGAUUCCGGUAAACUUCAAGUAACAUGGAAGAAUAUUGAGACAAACAAAACUUGCUCUGCUGAAUUUGACACAGUUUUGAUUGCAACUGGCCGCAGAGCUCUAACCGAUGAACUACUCUUACCCAACGCUGGUAUUAAGGUUGAGGAGAAUGCCAAGAUAAAUGCAAAUAAAGAAACGACUAAUGUCCCGCAUAUUUUUGCAGUCGGUGAUGUCCUUCAUGGAAGACCAGAACUAACACCAGUUGCUGUACAAGCUGGAAAACUCCUUGCUGCACGUUUAUAUGGAGGUGCAACCUUAGAAAUGGAUUAUGAUAAUGUGGCAACAACUGUCUUUACUCCGCUUGAAUAUGGCUGCGUUGGUCUCAGUGAAGAAACUGCAAUUUCCAAGUACACGGAGGAUAAAAUUGAGGUUUACCAUGCGUUUUACAAACCAACAGAAUUUUUCAUUCCUCAAAGAAACCCAUCACGCUGCUAUCUUAAAGUGAUUUGUUUACGAAAUUCCCCACGAACAAUUUUAGGAAUGCAUUUCAUUGGACCCAAUGCUGGUGAAGUUAUACAAGGAUAUGCUGCUGCCAUGAAGUGCAACAUUACUUUCGAUCAGUUGGAGUCAACAGUUGGAAUCCAUCCCACUCUGUCGGAGGAAUUCACCAGAGUAGUCAUCACAAAACGCUCAGGUUUGGACCCGACGCCCCAAAGCUGCUGCAGCUGAAGAGACAGUGGCAUUCAUUCCUUGGAAUCAGUAUUCUUGAAGCCGCUGGAAAUCGCCUCCUCCUUCCCUUUUUUGUUCUUUAAUAUCAGUAAUCAUCGUGCAAACGGAUUUUUGCCCCACAGAGUUCACUCAAAUUAAAAGAUCAGAUUCAAUCUGUCAAGAUUCUUUCCUCUCGUGAUCUGAAUCAAUUUUUAUUAAUAUUUUACCAAACACCCUUGCACCCUUCUUAAGUUUUAUAGCUAAAAGAUGAUCAUUUUAUGCACGUCUGUUUUUCAUGUACUCUAUUUUCCGAUUAAGAUCAACUUUCCGCACAAGUUGCCCAGUGAUAAUGCAAUUGAAUUCGGUUUUUUUCAUCCCUCCCAAGUGAACUUUUAAAAUGUACAUUCUUUUAAAGAACAUGAAUAUUACUUUCUUUUUUUAUUUAAUUAUCAGUGCAGAAAAAAUCAAGCAAUUAAAAGGCUGAACCGGUUUUUAUGUUAAAUCUUCUCAGAGAAUCCUGAGAGAUAUAAAUAUUUAUGUUCAAGGCUCUUUAUUGUCUCAAUUUUUUAGAUGAGGAGUAUUUUAAAGUAAAAGAUUAUGCUACUUGCCCUAGAAAAUGAAGAAUAAAAUCGGAUUAAUUUAAAGUACUCACACUGACCGCUAAUGAGGAGUCAAUGUACGAUUGAAAGACCACAGUAAUUGUAUAAUGUAUGUAAUUGUAUGUUGGCCUUACUUAUUUAUAACAAACAGUAGGAUAGCCUCUGCGUCACAAUUAAAUUCAUACCUUAGUGACACGUCAGUUUUCAAGGAGCUUAUCAGCUUGUUCAGGAUCCAUCAUCUGUUCAAAUAUAUGUAUAACACACUUUUUUGAUGACGGAAUUAAAUUUUUAAACAUUUUUGAAGUGUUGAAGGAAGGUGGAAACCUAGCUCAUUUGUUCUGCUACCUAUGUUUGUUAUGAAAAACUUCGGCUGUGAUAAAAAUUCCUACGUAAUAAUUGUGAAUAAAAAUCUCAAGCUUGGUAAUAAAAGUAUCCAUGUUCCUUGAGUUUUCUUAACUGUUAUUUAACUUUUAAAUAAGAAUGAAAAGUGUCAGACUUUCUCGUGCUUGCAAUUAUGCUGAUGUUCUAAGCUCUCUAUGCUAAGUAGUAUUUUAUUGGCUUUAAAUAUGAUCAAAAUGAAGACAAUAUAUGAAUGAAAAUGUGUGUAUAUUUUCUUGUAUCAUUUCCCCGGUUGCUUGAUUUUCAGUUUUACUCAUUGAAUUGUUUGUUUUUUUUUAUUUAUUUAUUCAUUUUAUCUCAUUCAUUAUUUAUUAAUUUUUUUUAUUCCUGAAUGGAUUGUGAAUUUUACUGUGCAGGCACUUUGUUUUAGGAAAUGGCAAGAUCAAGAUCAUGGAUAAAAUUUCUUAUGUUUUAUGUCUAAUAUAUUUUUAUAUUUUA